GCAAAGCGGCGGCGGCUGCCGCGGUGGGAAGUCGCCUCUGGUCCUGCGCCCUGGCCGCCGUCGGGCGGGCGGGUCGGUGCGGCGCGGCGGGCGGCAUGGAAGCGGUGCCCCGCGAGGAGAAGCCCAACCCGCUGCGGGAUGCCAACCUCUGCUCCCGGCUCUUCUUCUGGUGGUUGAAUCCCUUAUUUAUUAUUGGCCAUAAACGGAAGCUUGAAGAAGAUGAUAUGUAUAAAGUGCUGCCAGAAGAUUCCUCAGAGAAGCUUGGAGAGGAAUUGCAGUGGUACUGGGAUAAAGAGGUGCAAAAAGCAAAAAAGAGAGGAAAAACACCUCAUUUAACAAAAGCCAUUAUUCUUUGUUACUGGAAAUCCUAUUUAGUUUUUGGAAUUUUCACAAUGAUUGAGGAAACCCUCAAAAUAAUUCAGCCAAUAUUUUUGGGAAAAAUUAUUAGUUAUUUUGAAAACUAUGAUUCCUCAGAUGAGGUAGCUUUGAAGUUUGCAUAUUGCUACGCAGCUGCUCUGUCUGUGUGCACGCUUAUUCUAGCUAUAAUGCACCACUUAUACUUCUAUCAUGUACAGCGGGCUGGCAUGAAGCUGAGGGUAGCUAUGUGCCAUAUGAUUUAUCGGAAGGCACUUCGUCUCAGCAACAUAGCUAUGGCAAAAACUACCACUGGUCAAAUAGUAAAUCUUCUGUCAAAUGAUGUGAACAAAUUUGAUCAGGUAACGAUUUUCUUGCACUUCUUGUGGGCUGGACCAAUUCAAGCUGUGGCAGUAACAGUACUUCUCUGGAUGGAGAUAGGCCCAUCGUGUCUUGCAGGAAUGGCAGUUCUGAUUAUUCUUCUUCCUGUCCAGACCUGCAUUGGGAGGCUUUUUUCUUCCCUAAGAAGCAAGACAGCUGCCUUAACAGACGUCAGGAUUAGGACCAUGAACGAAGUCAUAAGUGGUAUGAAGAUAAUAAAGAUGUAUGCGUGGGAAAAAUCAUUUGCAGAACUUGUGAAUGGUUUGAGAAGGAAGGAGAUUGCCAUGAUUAUGAAAAGCUCCUAUCUUCGAGGACUGAAUUUAGCCUCUUUCUUUGUGGCAAGCAAAAUUACAGUGUUCAUGACUUUCAUGGCAUAUGUACUACUUGGCAAUGUUAUCUCUGCAAGUCGGGUGUUUGUUGCGGUGUCCCUGUAUGGUGCAGUAAGACUGACAGUAACUCUGUUCUUCCCUGCGGCUGUUGAGAGAGUAUCCGAGGCAGUGGUUAGCAUACGACGAAUCAAGAACUUUCUGAUACUUGAUGAGGUCUCACACUUCAGGCCACAACUGCAUGGUAAUGAUGAGAAUGUCAUUCUUCAUGUUCAGGAUUUGACUUGCUAUUGGGAUAAGAGUUUGGAAAGCCCAGCACUUCAACAACUUUCAUUUACUGUCAGACAAGGGGAAUUAUUGGCUGUGAUUGGUCCUGUAGGAGCUGGAAAAUCCUCACUCUUAAGUGCUGUGCUUGGUGAGCUGCCCAAAGACAAAGGUUUGAUAAACGUCACUGGAAGAAUUGCCUAUGUUUCUCAGCAGCCUUGGGUGUUUUCUGGUACAGUAAGAAGUAAUAUACUGUUUGACAAGGAAUAUGAGAAAGAAAAAUAUGAAAAAGUUUUAAAAGUCUGUGCGCUUAAAAAGGACUUGGAAUUAUUAGCAAAUGGUGACCUAACAGUAAUAGGAGAUCGUGGAGCUACACUGAGUGGGGGACAGAAGGCCCGUGUAAAUCUGGCCAGAGCUGUGUAUCAAGAUGCAGACAUCUAUCUUUUGGAUGAUCCACUGAGCGCAGUAGAUGCUGAAGUUGGAAGGCAUUUGUUUGAAAAGUGUAUUUGCCAGGCCUUACAUCAGAAGAUUUCUGUUUUGGUCACUCACCAAUUGCAGUAUCUUCGGGCUGCAAAUCAGAUUCUAAUUUUAAAAGAUGGUAAAAUGGUGGGGAAAGGUACCUAUUCAGAGUUCCUGAGGUCUGGCAUCGACUUUGCUUCCCUUUUGAAAAAAGAUGAGGAGGUGGAACAGCUGUCGGUUCCAGGAACCCCCAACCUGAAGCCUGCCCGGAGCCGAACCUUCUCAGAGUCCUCUGUCUGGUCCCAGGAUUCUUCUGUCCACUCACAGAAAGAUGGAGCAGUGGAACAGCCACCCGCUGAAAAUGCACUGGCUGCAGUGCCAGAGGAAAGCCGCUCUGAGGGAAAAAUAAACUUUAAGGUUUACAGAAAAUAUUUCACUGCAGGAGCAAAUUACUUUGUCAUUUUUAUACUUUUAGUAUUCAAUAUUUCGGCACAGGUGGCAUAUGUGCUCCAGGACUGGUGGCUUUCUUACUGGGCAAAUCAUCAAGAAAAGUUGAAUGUCACAACAAAUGGAAAUAAUGGAGCAAACGAGACUCAACAUCUAGACCUUAACUUUUAUUUGGGAAUUUACGCAGGUUUAACGGUGGCUACAAUACUGUUUGGCAUAAUAAGAAGUCUUCUGGUGUUUCAAGUUCUUGUUAAUUCUGGUCAGACUUUGCACAACAAAAUGUUUCAAUCCAUUCUGAAAGCUCCUGUCUUGUUUUUUGACAGAAAUCCUAUAGGAAGAAUCUUAAAUCGUUUCUCCAAAGAUAUUGGCCACCUGGAUGACUUGCUUCCAUUGACAUUUUUGGACUUCAUGCAGACUCUCCUACAGAUUUUUGGUGUGGUGGCUGUGGCUGUGGCAGUGAUUCCUUGGAUACUCAUUCCCUUAAUUCCACUAUUUAUUCUUUUCAUUUUUCUUCGACGAUAUUUCUUAGACACUUCAAGAGAUAUUAAACGUCUAGAAUCCACAACUCGAAGUCCGGUGUUCUCCCACUUGUCAUCAUCUCUCCAGGGACUUUGGACUAUUCGGGCUUUGAAAGCAGAGGAAAGAUUUCAAAAAUUAUUUGAUGCACACCAAGACCUCCACUCAGAGGCCUGGUUUCUAUUUCUGACGACCUCGAGGUGGUUUGCUGUGCGCCUGGAUGCCAUCUGUGCCAUUUUUGUUAUAGUAGUUGCUUUUGGUUCCCUGCUUCUUGCCAAGACUUUGAAUGCGGGGCAGGUUGGUUUGGCGCUGUCCUACGCAAUCACCCUCAUGGGAACAUUCCAGUGGGGUGUUAGACAAAGUGCUGAAGUUGAAAACCUGAUGAUAUCAGUAGAAAGAGUAAUGGAAUACACAGAACUUGAAAAAGAAGCUGCCUGGGAGACCAACAAGCAUCCGCCACCUGAAUGGCCAAGCCAAGGAAUGAUAGCAUUUGAAAACGUUAACUUCACUUACAGUCUAGAUGGACCUUUGGUGUUAAGACAUUUGUCUGUUUUAAUUAAACCAAAAGAAAAGGUUGGAAUAGUGGGAAGAACCGGAGCUGGGAAAAGCUCUCUGAUAGCAGCCCUCUUUCGCUUGGCGGAACCUGAAGGAAGGAUUUGGAUUGAUAAGUACUUGACAUCAGAGCUAGGACUCCAUGACUUGCGGAAGAAAAUUUCAAUUAUACCUCAGGAACCUGUUUUAUUCACUGGAACUAUGAGGAAAAACUUGGAUCCUUUCAAUGAAUACACCGAUGAAGAGCUGUGGAAUGCCUUGGAGGAGGUGCAACUGAAGGAGGUUGUGGAAGAUCUACCUAAUAAAAUGGAGACGCAGCUGGCAGAAUCUGGGUCUAAUUUUAGUGUUGGUCAGAGACAGCUGGUGUGUCUUGCCAGAGCGGUUCUAAAAAAAAACCGGAUCCUUAUCAUCGAUGAAGCAACAGCAAAUGUGGACCCAAGAACAGAUGAGUUCAUUCAAAAGACGAUCCGUGAAAAGUUUGCUCACUGCACAGUGCUGACCAUUGCACACCGCUUGAACACCAUUAUUGACAGUGACAGGAUCAUGGUUUUAGAUGCAGGAAGACUGAAAGAAUAUGGUGAACCUUAUAUUUUGCUGCAAGAACAAGAUGGCUUGUUUUACAAAAUGGUGCAACAAGUGGGCAAGACUGAAGCGGCUUCUCUGAUUGAAACAGCAAAACGGGUGUACUUCAGUAAGAAUUACCCAGAAGUUGUUCAGAACGGUCAGCUUGCCACAGACUCCUCCUUGGAUCCUUCCUCAGGAUUAUGCAUAACCGAAACUGCACUGUGAUUCCUAAUAAGCUUAACUGUUUUCCAUAGAAUGUAAACCUGAGAUCAUCUAAACUCAGUGACAAUGGUUGCAAGUAUCAGCGGGAGAGGAAAGGGAGGGGGCAAUUCUUUGCACUGGAUAUCCUUCAUAUUUAAUACAGAGAGGAAAAUUUUUACUGUCAUUCUUUCUUUAAUUUCAGUGCAAUAUGUUUUCCUUUCCAGCUAAUUAUGUUUUUAUUGCUAAAGAAAUUAGGCAGACUCAGUUUUUAUUUGAAAGUUACGUGGUAGAGAUCUCUUUUAUUUAAACAGGUGCAGGACACCUAGCAGGUCUAGGGUGCAUAUUUGGAGCUUAUUAAACAAAUUGAAAUGUGUCCUUUUUUUUUCUUUUGGAAAUAUUUUGAGAGCAAGCAAAAGCAAAAUUUUUUCAGUGUCACUUUGGCACGACAGCUAUGUCUAAACAGCAGAUUCGGUAGUGUACAACCUAGCUGCCUAGUGCAGCUGUCUUUCUGCCUGUCAUAAGUAGCUAUGCAGGUUGGUAGAAGAAAGAAUUGAACAAGCCAAAAAUACUUUUUUUAAAAUAUUAAAAAGUACUCUAUACUUAUUUUUUUGAUAAAUAAUUCAAAUAAUGCUGUUCAAGAUGAAUGUAAAUAUUAGUUUUAUUUUGCUAAAAUCCGAAUGCUGAAAAAUCAAUCUCAAUCUUUUAUACUUCAGAGGAAAAUUACCACAUUUGCACUGAAGAAAUAUUUAAAUAAUUUAACAUACAUUCCUCUUUUUAUCCAGGUUAUCAAAGAAGAAAAGGUAUUAAAAUAACUUGAGGAAAUGUUUGAAUGACAUGUCAUUAUACCUAAAUACUGUGUAGCACAAAGUUAUCUUCAACACAACACAUUGAAACGUAUACUUUAUUUGCAUUUAUUGUGCCUUAAUAUUUGUGCCUUCAAGCCAAAGCUGUAACUGCAGGGUACCAACAAAUACAUUAAAUAUAUGUUAAAAAUAUGUAACCUUAGUAUAUUUAAAGUUUUGCAUCAGGGGUUCUGUUGAACUCAAGCUGUUUGAAGUUACCAUCCUACCAGAAGAUGUAGGAAAGUGCAGCCUGUAGUUUUGAAUGGCUGUUGCUGAUAGUGAGAGGAAUGCAGUGAGAGGGAGUCGUUCUGUGUUCAUAAGUUAUGUCCUGAUUCAGCAAAGCACUUUAACGCAACGACACUAUUCCCAUGCUUAAAAAAAAAAAUUGAGCAAGUGCUAUGCUGCUUCAGAUUGUUUCAUGUUUAAUGAGAUACCUAUGCUUUGAGGUCCAGUAGAAAAUAAAUCUAUUCAUCUUACUGUUUAAAAGGCACAGAAGAGACUAAAAGGCAACAGAUCUCUUCAGGACAUAGAAAAUACUGUGCUUAUAAAAAAAAACCAACACUGAAGAUGCUUGCUGUUACAUAUUUAACAAACAUGUUAUUCACCCAGUAGUCUAAAAGUAAGGCAAACACAAAUGUUUCUCAGUGCAAGCAGAUCUACCAGCAAAUAACUGAUUCAAAUACAAAGUUACUCUCUCCUUGUAGAGAAGUAAAUUGAGGCCAAAGCCUGUGCCUCAGCACAAGGGCUCAUCUAGAAGGACUUUGUCAGAAGUCAGGAGUCAGCCCAGUGUGAGAGGCAGAAUCCUUGUUCCCCUGUUGCAGCAUCUUCCCUGCGGUGAGGCUUGCUGUCCCGCUGAGAUCCCAGGAGAGAGGGGUGGACCUCGCACUACCUGCAGUGCCACCAGCCAGCUUGGCUUUGCUGGGUGCAGGGGGAAACAAACAUCAAGCAUCUGGUUUUGCUGGUAACAUCCUUUUCUGUUGUUAGCAGGAAGUUAAAAAAUGAAAUGUUCUUGUCCCUAGCUUCUUUUUGGCAGGUUCUGACACUUCUCCUGCGGUGUGUAGCACCUCACACUGUGACAAAUCCCACUGAGAUCAGUGGAACCAAACUUCAUGCAGUGAUGCACUGCAUGAGGCUCAUGCUACAUCCGGUGCUAAACACCAGAGGGUCAGGGACAGCUAGCUGCCCCCAAAGCCACGUGGCAGAGACUGGCUCGUGUAAGCAGUGCUUAUGGUUAAUCCUUCUUCAAGCACACCAGCCACAUCCGCUUUUCUGUAUCACUUGGCCCUUGGUCUUCUCCUGGCUCACGCGGUCCAGUUAUGGACCUAGCACACAAUUAUCAUCUAGUGUAUUUUCUUUUGGUUUCCUUUUCAGUUCAAAUGGUAUGAAAUAAGGAUAGGGCUAUUGUGCAGCUCAGUAGAGAGGUGUUUGUAUUGCAGAGGUAUGUGAAGACGUAGGGAAGUGUUAGAGUGCGUGAAGUCACAUGGGAUAAUGCUCGGGAACUGUGUGGCAUGAAGAAAGUUUAACCCUGCAUGGUCUUGUCUGUAACUGCCUUUUUGGAAGGGAGGCAUGGUGUGAACCGUGUCCAAACUCUGCUUGAGCUUUGUCAUGGCGAGGCCUGGCUGGAGUGGUCCAAAGCAGAGCUGGGGUGAGCUGACCUGACCAGUAAGGCAGUGUAGAUGCUUAAUGGAGUCCGAUGUUUGAGCUCAUUUGUUUACCUUCUUAUUGAGCAGUUUCGACAUAUCCAGAGUCUAACUGUGUUUUACAAUAGUGAAUUCUUUUGAUUUCUAAAUAUUUAGUUCUUACAAGAAAGUAAGUAUGAUGCAUAAUACACUAAGACUUCUAAAUACUCUAAGAGAACAGUACAUUCUUCUGGCGGUAUACCUUGGGUUUAUAGGGGUUUUUUUACCAGAACCAAGGAGAUAUGCAUGCGUAAACCAAGGAUAUAAUUACAGUUUUAGUUCAUUUCAGCUCUGAAAUGAAUCUAUGGUAAGUUAUAUUUCAGAGCAGAGCUCCAAAACGCUGGCUGCUGCAGACUCACUGGUAUGAGACCCUGACAGAUCUAGCUAUCAGUCUAUAAGCUAGAAUUAAUUUGAUCCUGUAGCUUUUUGAAUGCGCACAAAAAUGUUAGGUAUCUCUGAAAACGCUGAUUCUGCUUCUUCACGUGUUUUGGCAGGACAUUACUAGCUGUAGGUAUCAAGUAUCAAUGUACGAGAAAACAAAUUUUUUACAAAAUCCCACUUGAAACCCAUAAAUUGCUGGGUAGAACAACUGAUAGUGAGUCAUUCGUGUCUGUCACUGGCAUUAUAUUCAUCUUUGCAGUUUAAAGUAACGAAAAUGUUUUAAUCAGGAAAUUGUUUUUUAGAUUCUUUUGACGGUUUUGUUGUUGAUAGUGGUUUUGUUCAGAUGACUGUUGGUUAAGGUUGACUGACCCGUUUAAUUUCAGUUGAGUGAAAAAGUGCAGUGUACCCAAGUGGCAAAACUCAGAUCAAGGAUGAGAAGGGCCUUCCUUUGGUGAAAGUCUUGGUCUGUUGAAUGGACAAAUUAUCUUUCCAGCAAGGUGUUUUAUGUUUCCUUUUAAAGAAAAGUUCAAAUAGUUCUAAACUUCCACUUUGAAAAUAUUCAUGCUUUAUUUGGAAAUAGCAAAGCUGGUUGCUAUAAGCUACAUUCCUUCCUGGGGAUCUUGGAAGAAGAACUCAAUCUUCUGAGCUAUUCAAGCCUUUAAAAUAUUUCUUUGCCGUGAGGUGCCUUAAAGUAUUCCAGCAUUUUACUUUUAAUAAAUAUAAUUUCAUACAGUAAUACUGAAAAUCAUCAGUUACAGAACUGUUGUUCGUUUGAUUGUAAAAGACUAGGAAUGGCCUCUACUUCUGAUCUCAAGAAUUGUUCUUCAGACAUUCAUUUUGGUGUAUCCUUGCUCCAUGCCUCCUCAGGAGACCACUGGGAGAGUCGAACCCAACACAGUUCUCAAGGAUGGGUUAUCUCAUAUUUGGUUUAUUUUAAGGGCAAACUCCUCUAUAAAGAACUGCACCAGAGCUCAUUUGCCAGAUAGGCAUCGUCUGCAAUACCAUUCAUCCCGCCCUUCGGAAGAUGGAGGACCUUCCUCCUGGAGGACCAACAUCAGUAACGCUGGUUGUUUAAGUGACAUUGACAGCUUCUUUUACCCUUCCCAAUACCUGUUGAAAAUAAGAUUGCAGAAGAGCCAGAAGGGGACGAAAGAUCCAAAUGGUAUAGAAACUUUCCUGAAAAUGCUGCUUUUUGUGUUAAUCUGACCCUUUGAAAUAUCUCCCUUUAAAGUUUUCCUCUUUUGGAGGGGGUGAGUGAGGGGAGAGGGGAAUUGAAAUCACUUGUUGCCUGUGAUGGUGAUGAGCAUCUGACACUUUAGCAGAAGAAUGUGGCUUUCUGUACAUGUUUUGCAUUUUGUAACAGCGCACUGCUUUUUCAUCUUUUUAACUCUGGUUUUGUUUCGUUUUGGUUUUUUUGCGUUUGUGUAAUAACUGGAUUUUGUUAUGGCUAUGAAUGAUUGCUUUUGUUGGCGUUCACGUGACAACUCCUGUCGUACAAUAAAAGGCAUUUCUCAGAA
This is a messenger RNA of Phalacrocorax carbo (great cormorant), 8483 nucleotides long. The record is from RefSeq and is a predicted model, not a curated record. NCBI's taxonomy places the organism in Eukaryota, Metazoa, Chordata, Aves, Suliformes, Phalacrocoracidae.